Messenger RNA from Cercopithifilaria johnstoni, 1533 nucleotides. The record is from the annotation of a GenBank genome assembly. NCBI's taxonomy places the organism in Eukaryota, Metazoa, Nematoda, Chromadorea, Rhabditida, Onchocercidae.
AUGGGUGAUGAGAGUGAUUCAAGUGAAGAUUGUUUUGUGGUAUCAACGCGACAUGAUUUCAAUCCUAAACCACAUCUUGUUACGGUUGUUAAAUCUGAUACCGGAUUUGGUUUCAAUGUCAAAGGGCAAGUGAGUGAAGGAGGUCAAUUACGAAGUAUCAAUGGUGAAUUAUAUGCUCCUUUACAACACGUAAGCGCAGUACUUCGUGGAGGCGCAGCCGCGAAAGCUGGAUUAUUAAAGGGAGAUCGUAUUUUGCAAGUAAAUGGUGUUGAUGUAGAAGGAGCAACACACAAACAGGUUGUGGAACUCAUAAAAGAUGGUGGUGAUAAUUUAUCACUAGUUGUGAUUUCUGUGGAUGCUGUUGAUGCAGAGCGUUUUGAAAAUGGUCUCACUGAAGAAAGUUGUGCUUCGUGCAGGUAUGAUUAUUCCGAGAAACGAUCAUUACCCAUUACUAUUCCAAGUUAUCAGACAGUAACAGCAAAUGGAGAACGCUUUGUUGCUUACAAUGUACAUAUGGCCGGUCGACAUCUUGGAUCACGACGUUACAAUGAAUUUGUUCAAUUGCAUAAUUUACUUAAGCAUGAAUUUAUUGAUUUUGAUUUCCCAAAAUUGCCUAGCAAAUGGCCUUUUUCAUUAUCCGAACAACAGUUGGAUGCUCGCCGGCGAGGACUAGAAUCGUACUUGGAAAAAAUUUGCGCUGUUAGAGUUAUAGCCGAUUCGGAUAUUAUGCAAGAAUUUUUGAUGGAAGAGUCGUUGUCAGAGUGUGCAAUUGCUGACGUUCAUAUUCGUAUAUUAUUGCCAGAUGGAAAUUCUCUUCUGUUGAAUAUUAAGCGUCACUGCACAGCAGUAGAAUUAUAUGUGGCGACCCAGAAACGUUUAAAUAUGUCUCAAGAAGCAAGUAGACACUGCGCACUCUUUGAAAUGACUGAAUGCGGAUUCGAGCGGAAGUUAGCAGAUGAUGAGUAUCCACAUGCUCUUUAUAUACAAAAUUACUCAUCCGCAGCAUCAUCCUGUAUUCUCCUUCGGAAAUGGAUUUUUGAUAUCACUAGGGAAAUUGAACUUUGUAGACGUGAUAGGUUAUUCAAAGAAUUAUGUUUCUGGCAAGCAGUUGCAGGUGUGAAUGGUGGUCUUGUAUCUGCCAAGGAAAAAAUGUUUCAGCUAAAAGCAUUACAGAGCAUCGAAAGGGCUGAUAAAUAUUUAAAUAUGGUGCGCGCAAUGGAUGGUUACAACAGAAUUGUUUUUCCUCACUGUGGUUGUGGCAGUCGUAAAGAUGGUGAUAUUAUAUUGUCAGUUGGAUUUUCUCAGCUGACCAUAAGGGCAUGUGAUUAUGAGGGUAAUCUGCAGGAAGAAGAGCUUGUAUUCGACUGGACUGACAUUUUGGAAUACAAAAUUGUUGAUAAUGGUGCUACGUUUGCAUUUGAAUAUGCUCGUUUACAAAAGAAGCCUAAAUCAGUCAAAUUAAACACUCCGUUUGCGAUGUAUAUGAAUUUUUGUUUUUCACGAAUAUUCGAAGAACGUCAAAGAAGCGUCUAA